AGUCGAAUCAUAUGAAAGUGCCCGACUGAGUGGAAGUGGAAACCUGCGUGGAAACCUGCAGAGCCCGAGUCAAUAACUUUUGUCCAUUUCCGUCCACUUUCGUCCACUUUGAAAGUUCAAGGGUAUUUUCCUCAUGGAUUACCCCGGCCCGGUCCAUCGUGAAUAGCUAACUUCGCUUGGCGACCUUGUUUUGACUGCGACCCAACGAGCAACCGAUGCCCAUCGUCGCGCAUUAAUACCAUUGACACCUAUUCGUCUACCUACUUGCCUACCCGGGUAGAUACCUACCGUAGGUCUAGGUUAAUUCGGAUUGUCAAUCUCCCCGGAUGACAAACUGACCAAUUUGAGAACCUCUGGAUCCGGUUCCAGCGAGUUGCAUCCGUUAAUUGCCGACAUGUCCGCCGAAACAUCACCACGCGCCGUUCGAUUCUCCCCCAGCGAGGUUGAGCUGGUUCAAGAUAAGGCCAAAAAUCCGCGACCCAUUGCUAUCACCACCGAUUCCGACGGCUCGGGAUCCUCCGAAGAUUAUGGUGCCGACCCCCACGAGCUCGAGCGCCAGGACGAAUUAGGUUCUCUUCCUCCAUAUGGGGAUGGCAGUCUCUCUAGCUCCAUGGCAUCGCUAGCUCCGAACUCGGUCGCUAAUAAUGCCGUGAGGCAACGAGGGUCUACCGGCGAAGCUAACGCCAAUAACGUCGCGAAUGGUGUCGGGGGCCGCCCACAACAAAGACCACAUGUUACGAGGACCCCUUCCAGCACAUAUGCUCCGCAGAGGGGCCCUCCACCGCAACCUCCGUCAUUCAUCAGUACCUCGACUCGGUCCGGAUCUCGUAGGCGAGAUCCUACCGACAAAUUUCGCGACCAGGAACCUGCCUACCUGCGCAUGAUGCGUCAAGAUCGACCUCCCAAUGGAUACUUUGACCCUUACACUCCCAGCGUAGACUACUCUGACGAAGAGUCCGAGGGCGAGACCCCUUCUUCUGAAGGUGUUUUCGACGAUCGAUUCCCUAAUGACGAGACUAUAAUGUUCCAAAAUCUAAUCGACGAUACACAACCCACCGAAGAUGACAUUAAAGACCCGGUCAACCGCGAGCGGCUAGAGUGGCAUGGCAUGUUGGCAGCAGUCUUGACCGGUGACGUUGUCAAACAAGAGAAGAAGCGACUUAUCGGGACGUCGGAAUCACAAGGCGGAAAAUCUACAUAUAAGAGCGAGUUAUGGCUUGGAAUCAGGUCAAAAAUGACCGGCCGGUCUCUCGCCGUCCAGCGGAAGGUAGUCGAGGAGGCACGAGGAAAUCUUGACCGCACUAUUGACGAGAUCACGCGGUUCGAAGUACAGGGCGAGACCGCAGCCGGUAAACCCGCCAUUGAGCAGGUUCGGGAUAUCGUUAAGAAGGUUGAGAAAUGCGAGAGUCUGUACCCCUCUUGGCAAAUGUUGGGAGCAGCACAUCCACAGGUCACAUCCCAGACAUUCCAAGAAGCCUGCGAUGCCGUCAUGUCCUGGUAUAACACUAACGAGAUGAUCAACACUGAGCUAUCGAUUCUGAAGAAAUGGGUUGGCAAUGAUGAUCUAGAUUUCCAGAGGACGAAACAGAGGUCGCCAAGCACCAAUGGUUUAAGCGACGAAACCUCGUUUCUGGAUCGCCUUCUAAAGGAGGAUAGCUUAAGAUCGCUGCACGAAGAUGCUGACGAAGCUGCAACGAUAGAACACGCGCUGAAGACCAAAUCACUCAUCCGAAGGAGCAUGUUAACACCAAUCUCGACAACGAUUGCUAAAGCGAAGGAAACUCUUAUUAUGAACUCGGCAGCUUUCCAUAAGCGACAUCUCCCCCCGUAUAUCGAAGAACUACUUACCCUUAUCAGCUUUCCAUCACGAUUAAUCGAAGAAAUCAUCAAAGUCAGAGUGGCAUACGCGAGAAAAAUGAAAGAGACUACCCAGCAAACUCCUAUCCUUCAGGACCAGAUGAUCUCGCAAUUCGAGAUCUUAUUGAAACUUGCGAUUAAAAUCAAGCAGGAGAAUCUUAUGGUUUCUCAGCCUCAACCCGGAUGGCACUUACCACCCUGUAUCGAUGAAUCGUUUGACCAGGUCGUACUCGACGCCCUAAAAUAUUAUUUCAAGAUGUUGAAUUGGAAACUUAGCAGGAACAAAAACACUUUCAAAGAGGCCGAGGUCCUGUUUCAGGAAUGGGAUUUCGCCAAUGAGAUUGGUCGACAUCUUGUUGGGGGCGACGUCGAAGUCGCCGAACAAUUCAGCAACCUCACUUAUAAAGCUCUGAACCGUCUUAGCCAGACGUUCGAGCGUGAGUUGCAGAGGAAGCCUAAGGAGAGCGCGGAUGAUAUGAGUAAGAGAUACAUGCAAAUGCUAGAUUCGGUAAGAGUUAGGCAAAGGAUGCUCCAACGCUUCUCGAGGAUGUUGAGCGAGCACUAUGAGAACGCAUCAGAUAUAAGUAUCGCUCUCGGUGCCGAGGGACUCAGGAUGUUGUACGAACGACUCUCGGUAACUGGUCACUUUCUGGUCGACGAAGUUGACGGCAUCCAAAUUAUCGCGUCGCCAGCCCUUUGUGGUCGUGACGAGGAGGUCCAAUCGAUACUACGGAAUUGCUUCCACGAACAGAUCUCCGAAGACCCUACGGACCCAUACAUACUAAUACUUCGUCCGGAAGCUCCACUACACUGGUUUGGAAAUCGACGAACUCAAUCCCUAAACAUCGAGUCAACGGAUCUCAAGCUAGGCCAGAUGCGCCUUAUCGCGGACGGAUCUCAAAGCCGAUUAGCAAAUGCAAGGAAGCUCUUCUUAGAAACGAUUGAUAUGCACCUCGACCUUAUCGUAGAAGCGCGCUCGAAUCUUCACAAGGUCAACACCAGACUGUUCGAAAUUCGAAAGGUUGGCUUCAAGCUGUCUAACACAUUUAUGGACAGUGUUGAGAUCAUUCGAAAGCAAACUAAAGGGUUGGAUUGUCAAGACCUUAUCCAAACGUGCUUCGUCUUUGCGACGGAAUUCGGACAACGAUCACUUUUAUAUAUGGACAGCAACCGACGGCAAAUGAAUAAUAUGAAGCUCACUAAGCUCAGUUUGGAUUGGGUCAGCUUCAUUUGCGAUGAUUGUAAGGUUACCGAUCGCAAAUCUUUCCGCUGGGCUGUGCCGGCUUUGGAAUUUGCGAUGAGCAUGACGAGAGGUCGACACAUUCUAGGGCUCGGCGACGACGAGUAUUCAAAAUUACGAGCUAAAGUAUCAGGGUGUAUGUCGCUCCUCAUCUCACACUUCGAUAUUCUCGGUGCCAAGUCAAAUCAGGCAGCGCAAUUGGAACGGGAGCGGAUCGAGGCUCUCGUUGGACAGUUCAAGAGGUUUGAUAAGAACAGAAUGCUCAACGACGACGAAGCUACCAAGUAUAUACAAGAACAACGACUACUUCGACUCUCCGAUAUCGACGAGGUACAGAGGCGCACCGUUGAAGAGAGGCAGGGACUUGGACGAGUGUUGGAGGUUUCUAAUGAAGUUGAUCGAUCACUAGCAUACUUGUCAUCGUCCGCCACGAACGUAACCAUGAGAUGGCAGCAAGGGCAUUUCGUCGGCGGUGGAACAUUUGGCAAUGUCUAUGCUGCGAUGAAUUUAGACACCGGUCAUCUCAUGGCAGUAAAGGAGAUUAGAUUGCAGGACCCCAAGUUGAUACCUCAGAUCGCCACGCAAAUCAAGGAUGAGAUGGGUGUUCUAGAAGUUCUCGAUCAUCCCAACGUCGUUUCUUAUUACGGUAUAGAGGUCCACCGUGAUAGAGUCUACAUUUUUAUGGAGUUCUGCUCAGGUGGUUCGUUGGCUGGCUUGUUGGAACACGGUCGGAUCGAGGACGAGCAGGUUGUCAUGGUAUACGCGUUGCAACUUCUUGAGGGCCUUGCUUACCUACAUGAAAGUGGCAUCGCCCAUCGCGACAUCAAGCCUGAGAACAUCCUCCUCGAUCAUAACGGCGUCAUCAAAUAUGUCGAUUUCGGUGCCGCCAAGGUCAUCGCCCGCCAGGGACGCACUUUAGUUCACGGCCUCGCAGCCACAAAGCCCAACAAAUCAAUGACCGGCACUCCUAUGUAUAUGUCUCCCGAGGUCAUCAAAGGCGAGAAUCCAGGUCGUGCUGGAGCCGUAGAUGUAUGGUCUCUGGGAUGCGUGAUUCUCGAGAUGGUUACUGGUCGUCGACCUUGGUCCAAUCUCGAUAACGAAUGGGCAAUUAUGUACAAUAUUGCUCAAGGCAAUCCUCCACAACUUCCUAACACGGAUCAGUUGAGUGUGACGGGGAUCGACUUCUUGAGCAGAUGCUUCGUCAGAGACCCCAAGAAGAGAGCUAGCGCUGUGGAGCUCCUCCAACACGAGUGGAUCAUGUGCAUUCGAAACCAAGUCGUUGAACCGCCUACUCCUAGUGAUACGAGCAGUAAUUCGGCGGGCACGCCACAUCCUUUUUCGGCGGGAAGUAAGGGAAGUAUGGACGGCUUUUAUUAGGAAUACUGGCCUCCUGAAGAUUUGCCUUCUGUUCUGGUAACUGAAACGAACGAGGAUGUGGACGCGAUGUUUAGCGAGCCCCCAUCACCACCGCGUUUCGAGGAUGUCAUAGCCGACUCACCGUCAGAUAUGCAUCGCUCAUCCGUCGCGAGUUACAGGUCGACUCCUCCAGCUAAUAUGCAGGCCGCCCAUGAGUCUGCGAGGAGAGCACAAGUCAGAGAGUCUGUUACGAGGGCACGGGCAGAGUCUGAG
Molecule: messenger RNA, 4726 nt
Organism: Annulohypoxylon truncatum
Lineage: Eukaryota; Fungi; Ascomycota; Sordariomycetes; Xylariales; Hypoxylaceae
Product: MAP kinase
Exons: 2
Coding region: 395-4474 (1359 amino acids)
Biological process (GO): stress-activated MAPK cascade; protein phosphorylation
Cellular component (GO): cytoplasm
Molecular function (GO): MAP kinase kinase kinase activity; ATP binding
Source: RefSeq, a predicted model, not a curated record